Molecule: messenger RNA, 2567 nt
Organism: Wasmannia auropunctata (little fire ant)
Lineage: Eukaryota; Metazoa; Arthropoda; Insecta; Hymenoptera; Formicidae
Exons: 9
Coding region: 635-2470 (611 amino acids)
Biological process (GO): intracellular sterol transport
Cellular component (GO): endoplasmic reticulum-plasma membrane contact site; endoplasmic reticulum membrane; plasma membrane
Molecular function (GO): sterol transfer activity; sterol binding
Source: RefSeq, a predicted model, not a curated record
ACCUAGAGGUGUACAUUCGGGCGAACGACGGAGACCGGCACGCGAUCGCGAACGUCACGGUCGACUCAACUCUGAAUGAAAGUUGAAAUAUCGUAUCGUCUCCGAGUGAUCCAAAAUCCGGGCAAAGAUCUCGCGAGUACGGGAAAGAAGACAGUGUUCCCUCCACGUGGGAAACGAAUAAACGGAUUAGGAAAGAAAACGCGACGUCCUCGCGGAUAAUUCCGCGAUGCACCUGUGAACAAACAUCAAACGGUUGUGAUUCGACGAUGCCGGCGUGAGUGCAGGUGACUGUCGGUACCGAUCGGUGGCAUGUCCGGCGUGCUCGCGUUACGAAAGUAAAGUCGCGCGGGUGUAUACGCUGUGAAACUCAGGUAGCAUUGACGACGGAUCAUCGAGGACACGCUGUCGAAAGCGACCGCACGUGACCGUUUCCUAUCAUUACCAUUGGCCGAUUCGCGCGAUAGGCGACCGAGCCGGUCGAUAGGCAUCCUCGGAAUUCUUCGCCUGUCGGAAAAGUAGACGCCGUUGACCAGUGUCAACUUAGUCUAGCCGAGUUUUGUCGUCGCGUUAUCACGCGACUAUCUCUGACUUUUUUUCUUCGCGACUUGGCGAGACUGACUGACAAACGAUCGGAAUGCUGGAACCGGAAGUGGAAGUUGCGGCUGUUAAUUUGCGACGGGGCGCGAGUUUGAGGCUACCGUCGACCACUCCUGCCGAAGAGAGCGAGCUAGGCCUGCGUCGCGGCGGCUCCCUGCGGAUCCCACGGACGAGCGACGAUCAUCCCGCCGCACGGGAACGCCUGACGGGCACGAGGUCGUCGCCGUCGUCGUUGUCGACGUCGGCGGCCUCCACGUCGUCCUCGGCCACGUCGUCGUUGUCGUCGGACAGAUGCGCCGGCGGCGGUGGCGAGAACAACAGAGCGCUCCGGUCCGCCAGGCGAUACGUACCUGACGCCGCGAGUGACGCACCUGCGCCGGAGUAUCUCGCCAGGAGCCUCCUGCAGCUUGGAUGUCCUGCCGUGUCCAUGCCCACACCUCGUGGCGGUGUCGGGUCGGAGCAACCGCCGAGCAGCGACAGCGAUGACUACACCACCGCCCAUCAGCAGCAGCAAGGUCAUGCGGGUGGUUACGGACAGAACCCGGACGGUUACACCGUGCCCAAAGUCCAGGUGUCGGGCCCACCAAACGCCGAUGAAUCCGCUUCCAUCAUCAAUGGGUCUGCGGGGUCCAUAGGCGCGCGCUCGGCACCUAGCACGCCCCUGCAAGCUGCCCCCGAUGCACCGCAUGCCGGGGGCCAACAAUCGAUCAGCGGGUCCCAGCUCACCGUGGCCGGCGCCAGCUAUCCUCAGCCUCCGAGAAGCCCCAGUCACGCGGCCUUGAGAUGUAACGACAGUCACCUUUCGAAGCCACUGAGUAGGAGUACACCAUCGAUGGCAGCUGGCGGCGCGCAAACUCCAGCAAAGGUUAGCAGAUCCUCGUCGAGGUCGCCGACGUCUACCAGCAGCGCGAGGCAGAAGAAAUUCCAUAGGCACUUCACUCAGUCUUCGAAAUUUCGCUAUCAGGUGGCGGAGGACGAGCGCGUGCUGAAUUACUACAGCUGCGCGCUGGUGGGCGACAUCCUGCUGCAGGGCCACCUGUACAUUACGCCCAACUACUUCGCCUUCUACAGCAACGUGUUCGGCUACGUGACGAAGCUGCUGAUACCGACGGUCUCGGUGCUGAAGAUCAGCAAGGAGAAGACCGCGCGGAUCAUACCGAACGCGGUGGCGGUCGCCACCGAGGAGGAGCGCCACGUCUUCUGCUCGCUGCUCUCGCGCGACUCUACCUACAAGCUGAUGAAGCAGGUGUGGGACGCGGCGAUGGAGCCGCGGACGACGGCGGACGAGUUGCCGGUGCUCGACAGCGACACCAAGCUCCUCCCGCCGGACACGCUGCUCGUCGACGACUCCGAGGGGGUGAACCCCGAGGAGGACGAGUCGAGUAUGUCCGAGAGCGGUAUCGAUCUCCUGGCGGCCACCAGAUCGCCGGUCGUCUGCACGGACACCGACGGCGCCUCCGUGACCCUCAGCAGGCCGAGUUUGCCACCCGCCAGGCUGGAGACAGCAGUAUUAACAAAGACGCUGACACCGAGCAAAUCCGACAGGCUGGGAUCACUGUUUACCAGCGGAUUGAAGCCUGGCAUGGUGAUAGCGAUACUGGUGGCUCUCUUGGCGGUUCUUUACGUAUCGGCGGCUCUAAUGAUGAUGCGCAUUGACAGGCUGCACACCGCUUAUUUAAACCAUCCCCUCGUUUCGCCGGAACGCUUCACGCAGGAUCGGCUGUUGCACUAUCUCAAUACGAAUCUGGAUCAAAUAGUGAAGGUGCGGCAGAGUCUGCAGACGCUAUCGCAGCAGUUUGUGACGAUGAGCCAGGGCGGUAGCCAGACGGGGCCGACCGGCGGCGUGGUGGAACCGGAAGACGCGCCGAGUUAGCCCUCGACAAUGGGACGCGAUUCAGUUCAGCCAAAAAACGACACGAGGCCCCGCCGUCGUCGCUCCGCCGCCGCCGGCGCACGUAGCAUCGCCUCGU